GUCAAGAGCGACCAAAACAAACCAUGACGGCCGAGCAGAGGAGCUGAAAAGCCCGGAUUAAUCGUGGGAAUUGACUUCAUUUGACAGUUGUCGUAGAGUUAUUGGUUUUUUAUAUUUACUGAUGCAUCUUAUACUGUCUGACUUUUARUGAGAAUCUAUAAAUUGUCUGUUUACCAGAUGAAAACUAUCUGACUAUCAGAGUGACAAACGACUUUUCCCAGCCUUUUAAACAAGUUUUGCUGGAGCUCACCGCCCACAGAGUUUCACAAGGCAGAACCAAUUUUGACUUAUGCCAACAGGUUAUUGUCUAUUGUUAAUAACAUGCGGAGAGUGGUUAAGUGCCAACGCUGUAAUCGUUAAAGUCAACUAUUCUUAUUGCUAACAACUAGCUUAGCUUCAGGAUGAGUUGGUUCAACGCUUCUCACCUGUCCACCUUCGCUAAACAAGCUUUAACAACAGCCCAGAAGUCAAUUGACCGUGUUCUGGACAUCAAAGAGGAGGACCAGUGGGGUGACACAACUAUAAUGCCCUAUGACGAUGUUACUGUACCCGGCAAGCUUUCAGUCAGUGGAGGAUGGGGUAUGAUGCAGUGGGAGGCACCUGCUGAAGAAAAGACCAUCACACCUCCUGCUUCGUCAGAGGCCAUUACUACGCCUGUCACUCGCACUGUUGUAGAUGAAACCGAUAACUUUUUCAGUGCCUUCCUGUCUCCUGGAGAUACACAAACUGCGACCCAAAGUAAGGUUGUGUCAGUACCCCCUGCUAAGUCUCAAAGACGGCCUCAGGAGAAGGAGAAGACAAGUGAAACGGCUGUGCUUCAGGUCCAAACAGAUGCGCAGAGUGAAGGGCCAGUGGAAAAUGCUGACGCGAGUUCUGAGAACCAGAUAGUUGCUGAGAAGGAGCCCGAUGAGACCAAAUCAUCCCCUGCACCGUCUUGUGCUGACACUAUUCUCCUCCAUCCGGUUUCUCCCGUUUCUUCUCCCAGUGAUCUCCCUUUUAACCCUGACAGUAAACUGAGCUCUGGUGAGACAGACAAUGACUCUUCAGUUUCUGUGGAAUCGAAGACGGAGCAGCCAGACACAUCUGAACACCAACCAGAGGAUACCGCAAGUUCUCCUGAACCGUCUCCUCCUGACGCAAAGAGCUGUACCCCUUCAGAUCCCUCGCCCUCCACAUCCUCCAAGGAAGUACUUUCCGCUCAUAAAGACACGAAGGCGGAGGAUCGUCAAAACGACACACCCUCCCCUCCAGUUAGUGCUUUCUCCUCAGGAACCUCCACCACUAGUGACAUUGAAGUGCUUGACCAUGAAAGUGUGUUGAGCGAGAGCUCGGCCAGCUCUCGACAAGAAACGGGCGAGGGCAAAACCGGCCUUCAUUUGAUGCAGGGCUCCUUCCAGCUUCUCACCGCCUCCACCUGUGGAGAUUUCCCCCGACUCGAGGAUUACCCCAAACUCACGGAGAGCUGCGGUUCCUCCUCGGACGCGUUCGAGCGCAUCGACUCGUUCAGCGUGCAGUCGCUGGACAGCCGGAGCGUCAGCGAGGUCAACUCGGACGACGAGAUCCCUGGCAGUCAGACUCUGGCUUCCGUCACCGCCGCGGGCCCCGCCUCUUUGACGGCGUCGUGUCCGAAGCAGGAGGAUGUGGCGGCAGAGAAGGUGGGGGAAGAGGAGGAGGAGGAAGAUGAAGAGGAGGUCUACGUUGAGACGGCGAGGAAGCAGUCGCUGGAUGAGAUGGAGGAAAGCGGACGGAGUGCGACACCUGUGAACAGUGAGCAGCCUGAGGAGCUGGCCGAACUGGGAGAUGACGUCUCGCAGUUUGAUUCCACCUGUAAGGCUGAAGAAAGGAGUGCUCCACCAAUCACAGAAGAGAUGAAAAGUGUCUCAACUGUUCAGAUAUUAGAGUUUCAAAAGGUCAUUGAUGACUUGUCAAGUCGUCUUGAGAAAAGGGAGUCUCAGCUGCUGGCAGUGAGCAAAGACAAGGCCAAGUUGGAGGAGGAGUGCGACAACUUGAAGGACGAGUUAAUAAAUUUGAAGGAAGAGAGCUCCACUGUGCAGUCCUUAAAGGAUGAGUUCACACAACGCAUAGCAGAUACAGAAAGGAAGGCUCAGCUGGCCUGCAAGGAGCGAGACAUAGCCAAGAAGGAAAUAAAAGGAUUGCGAGAAGAGCUUUCUACGAGACUGAACUCCAGCGAUACAAUGGAGCUCAUCAGAGAUAAAGAAGAGCAGAUCAGAGGUUUGCUGGAAGAAGGUGAAAAGCUGUCAAAACAGCAGCUGCAGCAGAGUAACAUCAUCAAGAAACUGCGUGUGAAGGAGAAGGAGAGCGACGGAAAGAUCAUAAAACAGCAGAAGAAAAUCAAAGAGCAAGAGGAAGAGCUUAAGCACCUGCAGCUGGUUUUAGAUGGGAAGGAGGAGGUGGAGAAGCAGCACAGGGAGAACAUCAGGAAACUGAACUCCGUGGUGGAGCAGCAGGAGAAGGAGCUGAGCCGGCUGCAGGUGGACACGGACGAGCUGCAGGAGAAAAACCGAAGCCUUCAAGCUGCCCUCGACAACUCUUACAAGGAGCUGGCAGAGCUUCACAAGGUGAACGCCAGCAGAGCCAGCGAGGCCGAGGAGGCAGCUCUGAGCAGAGAAACUCAGGCCAAGGAGCUGUUGAGUGUCGCUCUGGAGAAGGCUCAGGAGGAGGCGAGGAUUCAGCAGGAGGCACUGGCCAACCAGGUGGCUGACCUGAGGCUUGCCCUGCAGAGGGCUGAGCAACAGCAGGCAAGAAAAGAAGAUUAUUUGCGGGAAGAGAUCAGUGAGCUUCAGCAGAGACUGCAGGAGGCAGAGACCAGGAACCAGGAGCUCAGCCAGAGUGUCACCUCCGCUACACGGCCAUUACUGAGACAAAUUGAGAACUUACAGGCCUCGCUGGGUGGACAAACUGCAUCCUGGGAAAAACUGGAGAAGUCCUUCUCUGACCGCCUCGCGGAGGCCCAGGUGCAGCUGGCUGUCGCCGUGGAGAAAGAGCGAUCAGCAACAGAGGAACUCUUAUCCAUCAAGUCUCAGCUGGCCUCUCUGGACUCCCAGAAUUCUUUGCUCCGCCAGGAAAAGGCCAGAGUUGUGGCACAGCUGGAGGCUGAAAAAAACAAGAGAGAGAAACUGGAGGAUGACAGCAGCAGAGAGCAUGCUGAGUUGAUAAAUCUGCGAGGAGAGCACAGUCGCAUGCAGGAAGAAACCAAAAAAGAAAAGCUGCUGUUGACCAACCAGCUUGAGAUGGAGAAGAUGAAGGUGGAGCAGGAGAAGAAGAAAUGCUACUUGGCACAAGAAGCACUAAAGGAAAAGGAGCGGAAGGCGUUGACACUCUCUGGCGAGCCCCCAGCAUCCUCCACCCCAUCCUUGUCCCGCUCGAGCUCCAUCAGCGGGGCUGAAAAUGCUGGGCUGCACACCUCUGUUCUGUCCCAGGAUGACUCUUUUGACCACUCAAUGGGAACAAUGACCAUGUCUAUGUCGAGUGGAACCAACCUGUAUGAGGCAGCCAGAUUGUCCGGAGGCUCCAGCAUCAUAGAGAACCUCCAGUCUCAGCUCAAACUGAGAGAAGGAGAAAUAGCUCAGCUGCAGCUCGAGAUUGCCAAUUUGGAGAGGAGUCGCUCUGUGAUGGCAGAGGAGCUAGUUCGACUCACAAACCAAAACGAUGAAAUGGAUGAGAAGGUGAAGGAAAUCCCCAAGCUGAAAGUUCAGCUCAAGGACCUGGAGCAGAGGCACAACACUAUUCUGCAGAUGUACGGAGAGAAGGCCGAAGAAGCAGAGGAACUGAGGCUGGACCUGGAGGAUGUAAAGAACAUGUAUAAAACACAGAUUGAUGAAUUGCUGAAGAAUCAGAAAUAAACUAGUUUUCACGCAGAAUUUAUUAUAUUUUUUCCCUUUUAAGACAUAAAUCAGUUGUUCUCCACAAUUGUGUUCACAGAAAGACUUGGGGCAAAAAUUUCAGAUUUAUUCACUGUGAGUAUUUUUGGAUCAUUGUAUUUUAUUUAAUUUUACUUUAUUAAACAUUUUAUUUAAGCAGAAAUGUUGACAUGAUAAAUCUAUUUAUAAGGGCAUGAGUGAAUCACUAUGAAGGAUGGUCAGUUUUUCCAUUAGCAUUUAAGUCUUAAGCACGGUUAACGAUCCAACCUUUGUGGCAUAGAGUGUAAAACUGUCUGACAGGGUGAAGGAUUUUAGCACUGUACAAAUUUAUUAUUUCCUAAUUUUCCAAACAGUUCAAGAAAUGUAUAUUUAAAGAAACUACUGUACAGAGUAAUGUUUGUAAUCUGAUCACAAUACAAAUCACAAAGUGUGGUGUGUAACUGAGAGUAGUUUGUCACUAAGGUCCUGACUGUUUAAUUUUAAACUGUAUACAAAUGAAUAAAUGUAUGUAGGUGGUGGAAAA
Molecule: messenger RNA, 4404 nt
Organism: Austrofundulus limnaeus
Lineage: Eukaryota; Metazoa; Chordata; Actinopteri; Cyprinodontiformes; Rivulidae
Gene: tmf1
Product: TATA element modulatory factor 1
Exons: 17
Coding region: 402-3863 (1153 amino acids)
Cellular component (GO): Golgi apparatus; endoplasmic reticulum
Source: RefSeq, a predicted model, not a curated record